Molecule: messenger RNA, 867 nt
Organism: Rubroshorea leprosula
Lineage: Eukaryota; Viridiplantae; Streptophyta; Magnoliopsida; Malvales; Dipterocarpaceae
Source: the annotation of a GenBank genome assembly
GUCCUUCUCUUUCUUCUUAGAUUUCCCUUCCUCCUCACACAGACUCCUAGCCUCUUCCCCAAACCAUUCGGCAGCCAUCAUUUUUUCUUUUCUCUUCCUCCAGUCAUAACCGUCGCGUCUCACGACUUCCAAACCCUUCGAUCAGCCCUCGAUUCCUCCAUUCUCGUCCCUUAUUCCAUCUCGCAUCCAGUCACCCGAAGCAUUUUCACGGACAAAUGAGAUCCAUGUCGGUGAGUAACCACCGAAAUUGGAAAGGGGAGAGCUGGAUCUGUUGAUUGGUGACGGAGGUGAUGUGCGCACGAAGCUCUGGCGACUCGGCGAGAUUUCGAUCUCCUUGCGGCUGGACUAGAUUUGCAGAUCUGUACUACUACGAAACACGAAUGGGUUGACCAAAGGAUGGCGUCGACGUAGAUUGAAGGCCCAAAUGCAUUUUGCAGAUUUUUGUAAAAGGGUAAAGAUCAGAAAAAUAGAGGGUUUUAGGUUAGAAAAAGGGGGGUUUUUCUUUUGGUUGAGUCUGGUGUUGAUGGUGGAGAAAAGGAAGAAUUUUUCUACUGGAAGGGGGUCUUUUAUUUGAGUUGGGUACUAAGAACAGCGACAGAAAGGAGAGGAGUUCUGCUAGAGGGAGCCAGUGAUUUGGGAGAAGAUUUGGGUCUACCUUUGUAGGUAAUUUUCUGAAUAAAGGAGUUUUCUAGGAACGGUGGUGAAAGGGACGAUGGGACCCUGGUCUCGUGGGUGGGAUCCCUCCCACCAGAUUUGGAUCUACUUUUCCUAAAAAAAACUCUGCCCUAAUUUCUUUUUUGGUAUUUUGCAUUUAAUGUUCAAGAUUGUAUGUGUUUCUUGAGAAAUGAAUGAACGAUCAUAGAUUUG